Messenger RNA from Strongylocentrotus purpuratus (purple sea urchin), 702 nucleotides. RefSeq names its product scavenger receptor cysteine-rich type 1 protein M130-like. The transcript is spliced from 4 exons. NCBI's taxonomy places the organism in Eukaryota, Metazoa, Echinodermata, Echinoidea, Camarodonta, Strongylocentrotidae. Gene Ontology annotation, cellular component: membrane. The record is from RefSeq and is a predicted model, not a curated record. The coding region runs from base 178 to 702 and encodes 174 amino acids.
UCUGCAUGGAGGGAAUCCACGGUGCAUUGAACAUCACAGUGGAAGUGCCUACAUAUAUAUCGCAAUUAAAGCAAACUUCCAUUACGAGUUCACCGAAUUUACUCUACAUGCAUGUAUUUCAAGUUAAUUUCCAUAUUUGUACUUUCUUUGAGAGCUGAUCAUUCCGGGUGACGAAAGAUGAUAGCUAUUACCGACAUGAUGAAAGUAUUGACUCUGUUUUGGAUUCAUUUGAUGAUGGGUGCAACGAUCUGUUAUUUUGGAAGCGGAGACGCCUCACAGACAACUGCGUGCAAUGCAAACGAAGAUAGGAUCGUGCGUUUAGCAACCGGCACGAAUUCGUCUGAAGGGAAUGUACAAGUUUGUGUAAACGGGACCCGGGGACAUGUUUGCGGUGCAUCAUGGGACAUUGCUGAUGCCAAUGUCGUCUGCUUGAGUCUUGGUUUUACCAGGGCGAUUCGAUCAUUCAGCGAAGUAUCAACUGAGUUCAGCAACGACGAGAUAGUUCUCUAUAACGUGGAUUGCAGAGGGGAUGAAUCAAGUCUGUUUGAUUGCCCGCAUGAUGUGAAUCUCACAGGGAACUGCCACUUGGGAGGGACGGCUGGAAUAGAGUGUUCAAACGACCUUGAAUAUAGUGUCUGUGUUCCAGGCUUGUGUCAUGGAGACUUAGAAAUGAAAGGCUGCGCAACGAUUCAAUCAGUCUAA